Vigna umbellata (rice bean) is the source of this 1016-nucleotide messenger RNA. Its product is annotated as Got1/Sft2-like vescicle transport protein family. Gene Ontology annotation, cellular component: membrane. Gene Ontology annotation, biological process: vesicle-mediated transport. NCBI's taxonomy places the organism in Eukaryota, Viridiplantae, Streptophyta, Magnoliopsida, Fabales, Fabaceae. The record is from RefSeq and is a predicted model, not a curated record.
ACUGAGAAAGGGUGGUAAGGUAUUGUAGCAAUUGAGUGGUGAUUUCAACAAUAGAGAGCAGAAGCAGCUAUUCAAUUCUCAACAACCGGAAGCACUCAGCACACAACAGAUAAAUCCACACAUCAAAUCGCAAAUCCUAAUUAAUUUCAUUUCCCCCUUUUCUCCCUCCAAGCAACGGUCAUUCGUAGUUGGAAUUGGCGACCAAAAUGCAGGGGUGGUUCUCGGCACCGAGCGGUGGUGAGGAGGAGGCGAAGCCCUCCUCGUCGUUGCUUGCCGAUUGGAACUCCUAUGCCUCUAAUCAAUCCUCCCAGGACAGCUCCAGUUUGGGUCUUUCCUUCGAUCUCGAAUCCGCCGUCAGGUCGGCCAAUGACACCGUUUCCGGCACCUUCAGCGUGGUUUCUAAAGGCGUGAGAGAUCUACCUGGCAAUUUUCAGUCUGCUACUAGUAAUGUGCCUUCUGGCAAAGCACUUGUAUAUUUUGGUUUGCUUCUGGCAAGUGGAGUCUUCUUUGUUUUCAUAGCAUUUACAUUAUUCCUGCCCGUCAUGGUGGUUAUGCCCCAAAAGUUUGCUAUAUGCUUUACACUUGGCUGUGGAUUUAUUAUUGGAUCAUUCUUUGCUCUCAAGGGUCCAAAAAAUCAGCUUACUCACAUGAUGUCAAGGGAGAGGCUCCCUUUCACAUUGGCUUUUCUAGGCAGUAUGAUUGGUACCAUAUAUGUAUCAAUGGUGCUUCAUAGCUACAUCCUCUCUGUGGUAUUCUCUGUAGUGCAGGUUCUCUCACUUGGCUAUUAUUCUAUUUCAUACUUUCCUGGUGGAUCUGCUGGAAUGAAGUUUCUAACUUCUGCUCUUACUUCUUCAAUAAUGAAAUGUUUUGGGCGGUGACCAAUUUUUUGGUUGACAGUUGAGUUGAGUUCGGACCAGUGUCUAUAGAGUAGUUGACUUGUAAAUUUAUCUAUCUGCUGAAGAGGCCUAAGAAUAUUACUGGAUUGAAGCAUCAUCUAACAAUUUCCUAGGGUUCAA